Messenger RNA from Lathyrus oleraceus (garden pea), 801 nucleotides. RefSeq lists its product as uncharacterized. The coding region runs from base 1 to 801 and encodes 266 amino acids. The transcript has 3 exons. NCBI's taxonomy places the organism in Eukaryota, Viridiplantae, Streptophyta, Magnoliopsida, Fabales, Fabaceae. The record is from RefSeq and is a predicted model, not a curated record.
AUGGCUAUGAACAAUCUCCAAUUUCAUCAACAAACAGAUUCCAGUAUUCAAACUUUGCAGACACAAAUUGGACAACUUUCCAUUUUGAUGAAUGCCAUGCAGCAAGCCCAAGGACCAAACCAACUUCCUGCCCGAACAAUUUUGAAUCCAAAAGGCCCUAAUGCUAAUGUGAGUGAAAUUUCAUUGAGAUCCAGGAAGGUAACAGAACCAUCCCCAGAAAAAAAUAAAAAAAUUCUUGAGGUAACACCUGAACCUUCUUCCGUUGUGAUAGAAACUAAACCCUCUGUUGUGGUAGACACUGAAAAAGAAAAAGAGAAGGAGCAUGUGCCACUAGUUCCCUUCCCACAUAGAAUACUGAAAAGUAAAAGAACUGGUGAUGGAGACAAGGAGAGAGAGAUUUUAGAUGUGUUCAGAAAAGUGGCGGUAAACAUUCCGCUUCUUGAUGUUAUUAAGCAGGUUCCAAAGUAUGCAAAAUUUCUAAAAGACUUGUGCACAAGCAUUAAUGUUAUGCCUAUUUCUGUUUAUAAUAACCUUGAUCUUGGUCCUUUACAGCAUACAAAUUUCUACAUUCUAGACAUGUAUGGAGAAACAAAUUCAAGUAGAUCGCCCAUCAUUUUAGGAAGACCGUUCAUGAAAACGGGGAAAACAAAAAUUUAUGUCGACGAUGGAACCAUGUCCAUGGAAUUUGGUGACAUUGUCACAAAAUUUAACUUUUUCGAUGCCAUGAAACAACCCUUGGAGGAGCAUUCUAUUUUUCAUAUUGAAUUGAUCUCUGAGUUGGUUGAUGACACUUUUUCUUAA